Molecule: messenger RNA, 1500 nt
Organism: Coregonus clupeaformis (lake whitefish)
Lineage: Eukaryota; Metazoa; Chordata; Actinopteri; Salmoniformes; Salmonidae
Product: interferon regulatory factor 1-like
Exons: 8
Coding region: 462-1304 (280 amino acids)
Biological process (GO): regulation of transcription by RNA polymerase II; immune system process
Cellular component (GO): nucleus
Molecular function (GO): DNA-binding transcription factor activity, RNA polymerase II-specific; RNA polymerase II cis-regulatory region sequence-specific DNA binding
Source: RefSeq, a predicted model, not a curated record
CUAAACAGCGGGGGGAUCAAUUUUAAUCAAAUAUGUAAUGACAAGUAUCACAAAACAUAGACAUUAGUCAUUAUUAAGCAUGGUCUGGUUCAUGUCUGAAAAGCAGUCUAGUUGGACAAAAUCAUGCAUGUUCUAAACAUUGUGGUGAUUGCAGAAUUGAGUCAGUUGUAUAAAUAGUUGAGUGGGAUCAUUCAAGAAAAAAGCUGUCCUACUGUAUUUAUUUCAAUUUGUUAUAAUCUUUGAGAGAUUCACCUGACAAUUUAGGGUCAUUCCUCACCUCAUUUUAUAAUCACCAGGACAUACACAUAGACUCACUUAUCAAGCACAGUUCUGAAUUCUGAAUCCCCUGGACAAGACGCUGAUGUAGUUGAACAAAGUACAAAUCCAUUUUGGUACAAAAUGUGUUUUAUUGCAUGUCAGGUGCGAAGUAAGGCAGACUGAAACCCUAGGUUCAUUAGAAGAUGCAUCAAGGUCGUCUAAGACUGCGACCCUGGCUUGAGGAGCAGAUACAGUCAGGGAAAUACCCAGGGGUCACCUGGCGUGAUGAGACAGCUCAAGUUUUUCAGAUUCCUUGGAAGCAUGCGGCUCGACAUGGUUGGAAUAUAGACAAGGACGCCACUUUGUUCCGAAACUGGGCGAUACACACAGGCAGAUACAAACCUGGGAUAGACAAGCCUGAUCCUAAGACAUGGAAAGCCAACUUCCGAUGUGCCCUGAACUCUCUACCCGAUGUGAAAGAGCUACAAGACAAGAGCAUCAAGAAGGGCAGUAAUGCCUUCAGGGUUUACAUGAUGCUGCCUGUUAUUAAAAUGACCAAACAAAGAAAAGGACUAAAGGAGUCAGAUGUUGCCAUUAAACAAAGUCUGAUCUCCCUCUCAGAAACUCAGGCAGGUUCUUGUGCGCCACUGGAUAGGUUUGCAGAGGUUUUCCUGAAGUAUAGAGGUGGGCAGGCCAGUCACAGCCCUGGUAUCUUUCAUGUCAAUGACAAUUACCCUCCCUACAACACCAUAAAGGAUGAACAGUCACCAGAACAGUCCUACUCUCACCAGUCUUCCUUCACAACUGAAGUGCAUGAAAGUUCUGAUACUACCACUGAUGACAAUGAGCAAGCAGAGGCUGUAUUCAAGAUAGUUGAUCACCUAAAAACCAUAGAGCACUGGAGCCAGUCUAAUGAAAACAGAAGCAGCUGGAGGGCAGCAGCCACCGGCUGGGUGGACUGUUACUGUGAGGAUAUGGAUUACUUUGGGUAUCCCUUACAGACCGAUUGCUACACACACAGUGCACAGCAAAGACCACUUCUAUAAGACGAGUGGGAGCAACAUGCAUCCAACAGACUGCCAUGCUAAAAUCCCUGAAAAAGGUGGGAAAAAAACGUUCCAAGCCAAGCCAGGCACAUCUCUAUAAUACUGUAUUCAGAUGAAUUGUAAGACUAACCAAGCAGUUGAGAGCACAUACAGUACAUUAAAAAUGAUUGAGUUAAUCACAUUAAGCUGAACAGGU